CCACCGAGUAUGACGUCUGUCCUGCAGGCCUGCUGGCUACUGUCCGUCUCCAUCGGCAAUAUGUUGGUAGUUGUUAUUGCUGAACUGAAAUUCUUCGACUCACAGGCUGCCGAAUUCGCGCUUUUUGCCGCACUCAUGAUUGUCGACAUGUUCAUUUUCGUCCUACUCACUAUUUCGUACAAAUAUGUGGAGCACGGCGAGGAUCCUGAAGCUAAUCAAGUAGUGGUUACGCCCAAUAUCUCCAAGCAAAGAGAAGCCGAGCGAGAAACCUACAUCGGCAAUAGAGGAAAUGGGCACUUCAAUGAGGCUUACGAAGGAGAGCGUUAAACACAUAGACUGCAGCUAUAUUUAUUUUAUGUAUAUGUAAUUAAAAUUUGAUAGGUUUGUUUUUUAAGUAUUUGGCAAAUUAUUAUACGCGUAGUUUUGUCGGCCAGCCAA
Rhagoletis zephyria (snowberry fruit fly) is the source of this 438-nucleotide messenger RNA. RefSeq names its product peptide transporter family 1-like. The record is from RefSeq and is a predicted model, not a curated record. NCBI's taxonomy places the organism in Eukaryota, Metazoa, Arthropoda, Insecta, Diptera, Tephritidae.